Rhineura floridana is the source of this 556-nucleotide messenger RNA. Its product is annotated as small serum protein 5-like. The record is from RefSeq and is a predicted model, not a curated record. Lineage: Eukaryota; Metazoa; Chordata; Lepidosauria; Squamata; Rhineuridae. The transcript is spliced from 4 exons. The coding region runs from base 154 to 492 and encodes 112 amino acids.
CAACCCAAAGAAGGCGUUCUUGUUUUUGCUUCCCCUGUAGUUGUAUAAAUUUGGAAUGAGAUUCCACCACAGGCAUUCCAUUACAGCUCCUUACCGUAGGUGUCGUUUCUCCUCAGGAAGAGCUUCCCACCAGCUGUGGACUGAGAAGUCAAGAUGAAAAUCCUCUUGAGCGUGACUGUCCUGUCCUUCACACUCGCCCUGUGCCAUGGAGCCUGCUUCUCUGUCAAACACAAAGUGGAGAUUAAGGAUGGUGAACCGGUGUUUCCAACUGAGUGCACUGAUCUCUAUGAUGGGAGCAAGCAUCCAUUUGGCUCUGCAUGGAACACAGCUAAAUGCCUGACAUGCCGGUGCUAUGAAAAUGGAAGCGGAAUGAGCUGCUGUGACAGGUAUGGUGGUGUUGCUGUCGUUGAGGGAUGCGUAACAGUGAAAGAUCCAGAAACAUGCCAAUAUAAGUUCCAUAAAAAAGGUGACCCCUCCAAACCAUGUCACUAAGCUUUGAAACUCCCAGAAUAUCCCUUUCAUAUCAGGGAAUCUGAAUAAAUCAAUCAUAUGUGCA